Molecule: messenger RNA, 1246 nt
Organism: Coccomyxa subellipsoidea C-169
Lineage: Eukaryota; Viridiplantae; Chlorophyta; Trebouxiophyceae; Coccomyxaceae
Product: RNA polymerase II subunit B7
Exons: 4
Coding region: 286-816 (176 amino acids)
Biological process (GO): positive regulation of translational initiation; DNA-templated transcription; positive regulation of nuclear-transcribed mRNA poly(A) tail shortening
Cellular component (GO): RNA polymerase II, core complex; P-body
Molecular function (GO): single-stranded RNA binding; translation initiation factor binding; single-stranded DNA binding
Source: RefSeq, a predicted model, not a curated record
UUUACGUUCAGAUUACUCUUAAAGCCCUCAACGUGGAUAUCGUUGAUUGCAGAUAUUAAUAAAUUGCUUCAGUGGUACCUCUUAAAGGGAAAUUUCACAUUCUAACCGAUGCACAUCCACUUGUGAACUGUGGAGGAUCGUUAGAACUUAGUCACUGAAAAAAAGAGAUAGUUGUGGAUGUUGUGUAUAUCUGAUAACGCCAUCGCUGCCUUGCCAAGCCUGUAAUGACUGCACUCUGUUCAUAAGUUGCCUCUGCAGAUUCCUAUAAGUCCUCGAGGAUCACGCAUGCUUUAUCUAGUCGAGUUGGAGAGGGAACUGGAACUCCAGCCUCGAUUCUUUGGACCUCGCUUGCGUGAAGUCUUGGAACAGAAGUUGAUCUCAGAGGUGGAAGGCACAUGCAGUGGGAAGUAUGGCUUCAUCAUCUGUGUCACUGGCAUGGGCCAUGUUGGUAAAGGGAGCAUCAGGGAAGGCUCUGGCACAGCACUCUUCAAGGUGCAGUACAGCUGCGUGGUUUUGAGACCCUUCAAGGGAGAGGUCCUUGACUGCGUGGUGUCCUCAGUUAACAAGGUGGGGUUUUUUGCGGAUGCUGGACCUCUGCAGCUCUUUGUGUCCAACCAUCUCAUUCCAGAGGACUUUGAGUUCAAUGCCACUGGCGAACCGGCAUUCGUGAGCACAGAUGAAGCUGUCAGGGUGCAAGCGGGCGCAGAAGUGCGCCUACGAAUAGUGGGCACGCGAAUGGACGCCAGCGAGAUUUUCUGCGUUGGCACUAUAAAGGAGGACUACUUGGGGGUGAUUAGCCAAGCUGCAGGCCUGUAGUGAUGGCAGUCUGCACAGAUGCGGAGUGCCUGGCAGCCAAGAUCAGCUGGAUGAGGUUGGGGUGUCCUGACAGUCUGAGUCUUUGAGCUAGGCAAUGCACGAGCUCUCGAGAACUCCAUUGAUUGCGUGUUUCCUCUGCUGUCAAGUGCCAGGGGCAGUGCAGUCGUGUGUGUGUUUAUUGCCUUUGAUCACCAUCAUUCGGAAUGCAAUUGUCUCCACUUGUUGUUGUCACCUAGAAGCUUACCUUACUCUUGAGAGUGCUGACCACUCAUGAUGACUCAUUCGGAAUUGAAUUGCAAAUUUCCAGCACGUGAGGUCUGUGACUAACAUUCAGCUUCCUCUUCUGCGGAAGCGACCUCUAGCCUCGUAAGCGGGACUUCGAUCCCUUGGAUCUCAAAUUCAUGAUACUGGGUGUAAUCUUGCUUUCCUC